UCCGGAGGCCAUCAAACCACCCCCUACCCCCCCUGAUCGGAGGCCAUCCUGGAGGCGCCUUCCUAAUUGGUACACUACCUGGCUAUUCAUCCACGGCCAGCAUGGUAGGCUAGGCAUUGACCCGAGUGUUGAUAUGUGCUGUAGUAGUGAGUAUGAAGUCUCAGACAAUGUCUUAGCUCACAAAAGCUUGUAUUUCUUGCUUGCAAAUGGCAGACCACUGGGCACACAAAAUUCGG
Messenger RNA from Mycena citricolor, 236 nucleotides. NCBI's taxonomy places the organism in Eukaryota, Fungi, Basidiomycota, Agaricomycetes, Agaricales, Mycenaceae. The record is from the annotation of a GenBank genome assembly.